Messenger RNA from Phytophthora megakarya, 498 nucleotides. Lineage: Eukaryota; Oomycota; Peronosporomycetes; Peronosporales; Peronosporaceae. The record is from the annotation of a GenBank genome assembly.
AUGACAAGUGAAGCAGAGGUGUUGGGCCAACUCUUCGCUGGAAGCCCCACUGAGAGUGAUGAUACUCUCAGUGGCAAGACGAAGCAGGAACGCUUCAACGAGCAGAGUUGCAAGAUUCUGCGAGAGCACAUGGAUGUGCUCUCGGACGGAACUCCCGCGGAAGAAGUAUCCCGACGCGACAGCGGCUACUGUCGCGGGAUCAAGCAAGGUGCGCGACGCAUUGCUUGUGUUCGACUUCGCACCGAACUGCUUCUACAUGAUACUCGUUCACAGCCGGGCUGUGGACGGGAAGAAGAAACGCGCACGGAAAUGAACCGCUGCCCGUUAGAUGCGGCCAAGCUGGGAUUGGCUGCUGCGCCGAUCUUGACAGUGGUUGUCCAAGAUCGUCCCUUUCCCGUACACAUCCGAUUUCGCGAUCGGAUGCGUGUUGAUGAUCCAGUGCAUGACAAGGAAACCCUUGUCAUGAAGAAUACACCCCAGAAGUGCCGAGUGCGAUGA